Molecule: messenger RNA, 6999 nt
Organism: Carassius gibelio (silver crucian carp)
Lineage: Eukaryota; Metazoa; Chordata; Actinopteri; Cypriniformes; Cyprinidae
Product: rho-related BTB domain-containing protein 2-like
Exons: 10
Coding region: 303-2444 (713 amino acids)
Biological process (GO): small GTPase-mediated signal transduction
Molecular function (GO): GTPase activity; protein binding; GTP binding
Source: RefSeq, a predicted model, not a curated record
UGCUGCUGUGUCUGUACGUGUGCAGUGAAUGGGCAGAGCUGUGUUGCUGUGCCUGUGUUGUAGAGUUCGUACGGUAACUGAGGAGCAUCAAGAGCAGUCAGUCUGUCCGGCCUAUAAGUCAACGAUUCAUCCGAUGGCGUUUGAGAAACGAAGAACAAUUCCUCUCGUAAGCGGUUUGACUGGCGGCAGCGAUACCAAGCCGCUAUUUCUUGAUCCGAAAAUGAAGUUUAGCUCCAGCUUUCAUCAGUCUCCAGCCACAGCCGAUGCAUUUCUUCUGUCGCUUCCCCAUAUCGGCCUAGCCGAUGCAGCACUUCCCUGUGAUGCGGCACCAUUUUAUGGAAUCUGACAUGGACUAUGAGAGGCCAAAUGUCGAGACAAUCAAAUGUGUGGUGGUUGGAGACAAUGCAGUUGGAAAGACCCGUCUUAUCUGUGCCCGGGCCUGUAACGCAACGCUUACACAGUACCAACUACUUGCCACCCAUGUGCCCACUGUCUGGGCAAUAGAUCAGUACAGAGUCUGCCAGGAGGUUCUAGAAAGGUCAAGGGAUGUGGUGGAUGAUGUCAGCGUGUCCUUGCGUCUCUGGGACACUUUCGGGGACCAUCACAAAGACCGCAGAUUUGCGUAUGGCAGGUCUGAUGUGGUGGUGUUGUGUUUCUCCAUUGCAAACCCAAACUCACUCCACCAUGUGAGGACGAUGUGGUACCCUGAGAUCAAGCAUUUCUGUCCCAGAGCUCCUGUUAUCCUAGUGGGCUGCCAGCUCGACCUGCGGUACGCUGACCUGGAGGCAGUGAACAGAGCUCGCAGGCCACUGGCCAGGCCCAUUAAACCCAAUGAGAUAUUGGCGCCAGAGAAAGGUCAUGAGGUGGCUAAAGAAAUAGGCGUCCCUUAUUAUGAGACCAGCAUAGUUGCUCAGUUUGGGGUUAAGGAUGUUUUCGACAAUGCCAUCCGUGCAGCCCUCAUUUCCCGUCGUCAUCUCCAAUUCUGGAAGUCGCAUUUACGAAAUGUUCAAAGGCCACUCCUGCAAGCCCCCUUCCUUCCCCCUAAACCCCCUCCACCCAUUAUCACCGUUCCUGCACCUCCCAGUAAUAUCGAAGAGCACCCUAGUCGACUGUUGGAGGACACGCUCUGCGCCGACGUCAUCUUAGUCCUCCAGGAAUGCCAGAGAAUCUUCGCCCACCGUAUCUACCUUGCCACAUCCUCCUCCAAGUUCUAUGACCUCUUCUUGACCGAACCUCGGGGUCCUGAAGAGACCGAACGGGAGCGAGAACGUCCCAGAGGGCCACCGCUUUCUGGCCGCGAUUUGCUAAUGCGCGCAGCUAGUUUUGACGUUUGUGAAAGUAGUGACAAUGGAGAUAGAGCAAACUUGCGUGCCUGCACCAGUGAUGGAACUCUUAAAGGUGACGGAUAUCGUCGUGGUCGUUUACUCCCAGCCUUGAGUCGUGCUUUCAUUAGCAUCCAAGAAGAAAUGGUGGAUGACCCCAUCACCUUCAACCCUAGAAAAAUGACAGUUGUUCACAUGGACCCUUCAAUGCAGCCUGGUCCAUUCCGAUCGGUGUUGCGGUACCUGUAUACAGGUAAACUAAAUGACCAGGAGAAGGAGCUAAUGCAGGUGGCCCACAUCGCAGAGCUGCUGGAAGUUUUUGACCUGCGUAUGAUGGUGGCCAAUAUUCUGAACGAUGAGGCCUUCAUGAAUCAGGAGAUCACCAAGGCCUUUCACGUGAGACGCACCAAUAGAGUGAAAGAAUGUCUUGCCAAAGGGACCUUCUCUGAUGUGGUGUUCAGGUUGGAUGAUGGUACCAUCAUGGCCCAUAAACCGCUGCUUAUCUCGAGCUGUGAUUGGAUGGCAGCCAUGUUUGGUGGACCAUUUGUGGAGAGUUGUACAAAAGAGGUGCUGUUCCCAAACACUACGCGGAGCUGCAUGCAUGCUGUGCUGGAGUAUCUCUAUACCGGCUGCUUCUGCUCUCGACCAGAUCUGGAUGCCAUGGAGCUCAUUGUUCUAGCAAACCGCCUCUGUCUGCCUCACCUGGUAGCGCUGACAGAGCUGUACACUGUGAAGGUACUGACAGAAGCUGCUAUGAUGGGAGCAGAUAUAGAUGGAGAUGUUCUGCUCUAUCUGGACAUGGCCCAGUUCCACUGUGCUCAUCAGCUGACCAGCUGGUGCCUCCAUCACAUCUGCACCAACUACAACAGAGUCUGUCGCAAAUUCCCUCGUGACAUGAAGGCCAAAUCUACAGAAAACCUGGAGCACUUUGAGAAACAUCGCUGGCCUCCAGUGUGGUAUCUAAAGGAAGAAGAUCACUACCAGCGGGCGCGCAAAGAGCGUGAGAAGGAAGAUUACCUGUACCAAAAGCGCCAGUGUAAACGCAAGUGGCUCUUCUGGAAUAUACCGUCUUCACCGUCCUCCAAUUCUCCGUCUUCUCCUGGUUCUUCCGCAGUCAUCUGAUCGGCUCUCAAGGUGCAUGACCCACCUAACAGCCCUAAAUGUUGGAUAUAAACACACAACAAGGAAUGAUAGCCUUUUUCAACUCUAUAAAGAUGACCUGUUCACAUUUUCAGUUGAGCAAAAUGCCCAAGCCCUGCUUUUAGCUGCUGAAGAACAAGCAAAAAUGAAAUGGGAUGGAGAACGCAAGUUUAAGCAACACGAGGCUUUGACUAAAAGCACAUUGCUGAGUCUUUCUACCGGUUGGAUUUUUCAUUGAAUCCGCUUUGACAUCCUACUGUGACAUCAUAUCCUGCAGUAUUAGAGUGCUGCUCAAUUUGCUGUUAAAAGACAAUCUUCGCUCAGCAUUGAUUCCCCAAACAUAACCGUAUCUUAAUCUGUAUAGGAACAUACAUGGCAGGACUGCACACAUUCAUAACGUGAAAUGCUAUUAAGUGCUUUUCAGCUCUGAAAUACUGAGAACACAGCAACAUUUUAGAGCAACCAGCAAACAUAAUCUACAAUCAAACCACUUCAACAGACCGAUGUUCUCAAGAUUCAAAUGGUGUCCACUGUUCAAUAUCUAAAGGUAUUAUUCAUUUUACAUUUAUAGGUUGGUGGAGGGCCACAAGCGCACAUGACUCCAAAGAACUGCAUCAGUCCAUAGCCAUGUUGUGGGUUCAGUGUGAGUUAAACUCCAUUGGCAGCAUCUGGCAUAACGUUGAUUACAGAGAAUCAGAAGAUGCCAUGUACAAUGGAAAAACAUCGCCAGGAAAGAGACACUCAAAAUGCAUACCGUACAGACAAAGUACAAGACUUAAAGUUGCAGUGAAGUAGUGACUUUUCUUCUGAAUUAAGACACAACUCUUAGUGAAAUAGAUUAUAGGGAAAAAAUGGAAAAAUGUAGGGCAGGGACUUGGUUCUAUUGGCUGGAUGGAGGCAGAUAUUCAUGAUACUGCAAUAAGAUAGAUAGAUAGAUAGAUAGAUAGAUAGAUAGAUAGAUAGAUAGAUAGAUAGAUAGAUAGAUGCUUUUCUUCCAUUUAAAAAAAAAUCCAAAAAUAUUAAACAGCACAAAAGUUAUCAAUACUGAUAAUAAGAAAUGCUUUUUGAGCAGCAAAGCAACAUAUUACACUUAUUUCUGAAGGACCAUGUGACAUUGAACACUGGAGUAAUGAUGCUUAAAAUUCAGCUUUGAUCACAUCGAAUACAGUUAUUUGAAACUGUAAUAAUAUUUCAGAACUUUUACUGUAGUUUUAAUCAAACAAAUGCAGCCUUGGUGAGAUAUAACAGACUUUUGGAAAACUCAAAACCUAUCAAGGGCAAAGUUUUGAACCAUAGUGUGUUUUCCGUGCUAAUCAACAUUAUGCCUGUCGAUACAGUUUAACUUGAAUUGAACCCGUUUUGCCACUUUAUACAUGACUAGAGCAUUUAAUUUCUAUUCCUGCUCUCUAUCGGUUUUCAGGCUGAGUGUUACUCGUGCACAAUAGAAAAUUCCUUUGAGACUCUUUGUUUUUCCUGCACACUGUGGUGUACAUUUUGGACUGUGACGCAUUCUUAAUUUCGUCCUCGCAGUUAUUGUAACCUCAGCUGACAAGUAUGGAAAUCGUACAAAUUCACGUACAAAUUCAUAUGAUUGUUGUCAAAUCGUACGUAUUUUACGAGUUGCACAAUUCGUAUGAAUUUGUACGAAUGACCUACACCUAACCCCGCCCCUAAACCUAACCGUCACUGGGGUUUAGACAAAUCGUAUAAAAUUGUACGAGUGAGGUCAUACGAGUGAGGUCGUACAAAUGCGUACGAAUAAGCCACCUAGUAAAAUAUGUACGAAUUGGUCGUGAGAUAGCGUUGCAACCGGUUGACACAAAAAUCAGCAUUUACUGACACAAUGUAAUGUUUUUUGUGCUAUAACAAGAAGUAGUUAAGGUUUACAUCAAGAUUGAGAGCGCUGCAUUUUUGUCUUGAUAACAGUAUUCUGGAAAACAGUAACAACCUGUGAUAUUAUAACUAAAUACUUCAAAACAGGACCCCGGGUGAACAGUCACACCGGGCUUCUCUACAGGGAACAUAAAGAGUGCCUGAACACUGCUGACAUUCAAAGUGUGGGCACCAGCUGCUGUCUUUACCAAAGUAAGCUUACUUCUGCUUCAUAAGCUGGAUGACAUCAGUCUGCCACCCAUAAAACACUAUUUGAAAUGUUCCCAGAUAGCUUUCGGAUGAGUUUCACAGGCAGGCCUGUGACAAUCCCACGAUGCAUCGCUGCAUGCCACAUUUAAGUAGUUAAGUAGAGGGUUUCCUACAGUACACCUGCUAUAUUUCAGCAUCCCAUACCUGAGGGACACUUCAGGGUAUUUUCAUAUACCUAGUAGUCACUUAGGAAAAGGUAUUUAUAUGGCUAUUCCAAUACUAUAAAGAAAAACAAUGGAAAAUUGAACAAUGCAAUGCAAGGCAGUAUUUAUGGUGCGUUAGCUCACCAUACAGGAGCAUGGUUCAUAUAAACACCUUGCCAUUUGAAUGUUUCUGAUCUAGCACAUGCGAUAGUUGUAGAAGUGAAUAGCACCUUAAAUAUACAGUAGAAUGGCUUAUUAUAAGGAAAUACAGUAGUUUCAUAGUACCAGAUUGAGCUUUAGACUGAAUAAAGGUAUAAUAUAAAUCACCCCGUGUAGAGUAAAAAGCAUUCUGCCAUGCAUUUUCCACCAGUUGUAAACAAAUCAAUAUAAGAGAAUGUUUUUUUUUUGUUUGUUUCUGCUUUAAUAAAUCAGAUUAAGAGCUGAUCUGCAUGUGCAAGGAACGCUGGCAGCGAGGGGAUGUUGAGGAAUAUUGUUUCAUUUAGAAACCCAUAAAUAUAUGCUGAGCUUUGGAUGUAGAUCUAGAACAAUACAGAUUGAGUUCCUUCUGUUAGAAAAUACAUGAUGGACUGUUAAUCUUUCAGUGGGACGAGUGAAGAUUUGUUCCUAUCUUACUAAGCAUUUGUAAUAGCCCUCAGGAACAUUCUUACUCUUGUCAUUGACUUAAAAGAUGAAGUGUUUUAUCCUAAAGAGUAAAGUGUUACAAGAAAUUAAAAGGCGAUUUGGAAAUGAAUGAUUUUAACGAAUGCUCGGUUUCUAUAAAAUACAAGAAAUGUUUGAUUGCUGUACAUUUCACAGACAACUGCAUCAGCCUGAUAUGAAAAUGUUCUACUUGUGUUGACUUUUAGUUACCAUUAUAGAACAUUUACAGUUAUGUAACACUUUUAUAUAAAGCAAAAUAGAAGUGAUGAAUAUGAAUGUAUUGAAAUAUGACAGGUAUCAGUUUGAUUGUACACAUUUUGAUCUUCCCAGAAUUUAUUACUCCGAUGUUGCUCUUUCAGAGUUCAAAUUUAAUGAAUUUCUGUUGCAUUUACUGUAUCAAAUGUCCUAGCAUUCCAUAUGAGAGAUUAAACAAAUGAGACGGUUGUUAACGUGAUAACAAUAUGUGCUCAAAUUUGCUGAUAAUUUGACUCCCUCUCAAGCCAUCCAAGAUUUAGAAGAGCUUGUUUCUGCAUCAGAACAGAUUUGGCGAAAUUUACAAUUAUAUCAGUGGCUCACCAAUGGAUCUUCUGCAGUGAAUGGGUGCCGUCAGUAUGAGAUUCCACGCAGCUGAUAAAAACAUCACUGCAAUUUACACCACUCCAGUCCAUCAGUUUAUGUUUUGUGAAGUCAAAAGCUGUGUGUUUGUAAGAAACAAAUCCAUCAUUAAGGCAUUAUGAAAUGUAUGAUUUUUUUUUAUGAAACAUUAAGGUAUUAUUGAAAAAAGGCCCUCUCCUGUCAUCCUCUCAUAUUCGAAUCCACCCACAUGUUUGUUUUGGACUGUUUUGGCUUGUAAACAGUGCUUGAUCUGUGCAUAUUUCACUCCUGAUUCAGACGAGAUUACUUUUUCACUGGAGAAAUUAAUAUUAUGGACAGAUCACUCAUUUUAGCUGGAAACAGUGGUUUAGACUUGAAACAUCUUGAUGUUUUUUUGUUUUUCUUACAAUCAUGCGGUUUUUUCCUUCAUAAGAUGUAAACUAAAGGACUGGAGUGGUGUGGAUUGCUUGUGAAUUAUUGUGAUGUUUUUUAUCAGCUGUUUGGACUCUUGGCACCCAUUCACUGCAGAGGAUCCAUUGGCGAACAAGUGAUGCAAUGCUACAUUUCCCCAAAUCUGAUGAAGAAACAAAUGGAUGAGUAAAUAUUCAACAAGUUCAUUUUUGGGCGAACUAUUACUUUGAGCAUUCAGUCUCAUUCAGAGAUCUAAUUUGUGAUUUUUAUCUCUUAUGAGAUACAUUUGAAUAAGCCACGAUUCACCUAGUAAAGAUUGUAGAAACUCUCUGUGAGCAAAAUAAGUCAAACUAAUCCUGUGGCUGUACAUCACAUCGAAGCAAGUUACUCAGAGCCUUGUGUUCCCGAUCUGUUGCUGCAGAGAAGAUACCCUAAGCCUUAAUGUAAAGUACACAAGCAGAAACGUUGAUGGUAUUCACUGUUUGUAUUUGAAAUGUAAUGAAUCCUUUAUGUAUUAUAUGUGUUAUACAGCAAAUGCAUAUUGUGUAAAAUCUGUGUCAUAUUGUGUGAUAGUUAUUCAGCUAGUC